Haliotis rufescens (red abalone) is the source of this 6701-nucleotide messenger RNA. RefSeq lists its product as uncharacterized. Lineage: Eukaryota; Metazoa; Mollusca; Gastropoda; Lepetellida; Haliotidae. Gene Ontology annotation, cellular component: nucleus. The transcript has 27 exons. Gene Ontology annotation, biological process: attachment of spindle microtubules to kinetochore; protein localization to kinetochore; cell division. The record is from RefSeq and is a predicted model, not a curated record. The coding region runs from base 293 to 5479 and encodes 1728 amino acids.
CUAAAGUUUGCAAAAAGAGCAGAAAACUACACUUUGAAAGACAAAGAAAUGAAAUAUUUGCCAACUUGCAGCUUAUGUAUAAUGUGCAUAACGUAAUGUGCAUAAUUACUUGUAUUACACUCUUAAAAUUGAUUAAUACACUAGUGUUUUUACCGAAGGGCAUAUGUCCGGAAAUACUCACUGCGCAUGUGCACGUCAAUGGCGGAAUCUUCGAAUUGUCAGAAAGUGUUUUGAAGAAAUAGUAGGGCCUAUUUAUCCUUGAUAACAACCAAUCUCAUUGCUGCAGAAUACAAUGGACACUGUCCCAGAGAACAAUGAAAAUGUUUGGAAAAAGAAGUCUAGUAGUAGAAGAUCAUCAAUUUUGAAACUUGACCGUCCUACAUUAGCAGAUCUGGAUGUGAACAAGAAGACAGAGACAAAACUUUCAAGGAGAUCUUCUAAAAGAGUCAGUUUUGCUGAGACCUAUCAAGUAAAAGAAUUUCCAAAGGAUUCUCCUCAGCGAUGGCUCCGAGAUCUUCAGACUGACAUAAGCUCAGGCAACGAGAGCCUAACAGAGGAUAAGAGUUCAGGCAGUGGCCAGACACCUACUGGACAUGAGAUUCUAGGGCUAGAACAGCUCCUCAAUGGCCAGAUACAAAUACAGGGACAGGAAGAAGAUGCUCAAGGCAUUAACAAGACUGUCUUGGAUGGUGCAGACAUGGAGGAGACCAUGUGUGCCAACACAACCAUCGCACAGAACACCACCCUGUCCAACCCAAAGUAUGACGAGGAUUCAGACGUCGAGGAUAAGAAAGUGGACACUCUUUCCUUCCUCACCAAACUGAUGAAGGCCCCCAAGAGUUGUGAUAAUGAGCCACUUAUCAAGGCCCUGGAAGACUCCGAUGAUGAGGAGUACAAAGCUAGCAGCUUCUUCAGAGGCGGCAAAGGAGGCUUCUUCAGCAACAACGUCGACUCUGAUGACGAGGAGGAACCAGUGGGCAAGAUCGACAACAAGGCUUUCCUCUCUAAACUGAAAAGUAUCACAACAAUGUCCAAGCAGUUUGCACACGAAGAGGAGAAGAGAAAGGAGAAAGAGAAUCGGACAGUUAUUUUUGAUGGUUUGGAUGAUGAUAUGGAAGUGACGGCUAACUUCACAGGCAUGUUGCAGAGCAUCAAGAAGCGGCAGAGCACGGGGAAUGUGCUGGAGUCAACACGUAUAUUUGCAGAGAAUGACGAUGGCAUGGAAAUGACAACAAAUUUAACCUCGAACCUGGAAGUGGUGAAAAGCAAUUUGCCAAUAUCGGAAUUAAACGCAAUCAAAGGUCAAGUCAGUCAGAUAAGUCAGUCCAAACUUGGAGCAGGCACCUCGAUGGGGAGGAGCACUAAUCAUGGUCUUGAGGAGACGAAGGUGUUCACGGAUUAUGAAGAUCCAACCACACACAUGGAUUUCACAGUUGCAGGAGGGGUGAUACUGAGCGGCACCCACAGUGCAGCUGCCGGGACAGAGGGAGCUGGCCCCCAGGAGGGAGGGGACAGAACUGCCAGUAGUGUGCAGGGCACUGCCACACCCAAACAUGCAAUUGUAGCCGCAGGGAAGGCUUCCUCUCCGUCUGAAGUUACCAUACGCUUCGGGCAUCAGGAGAUAGAUGCCGACAUGGAGAUGACUGAAGCAUUAGACCCAAAACUCAUCAUCAGCAGCAAUGGCGGGGGAACCACCAUUGUGAAAAAGGCACCAGAUCUUUUAUCCAGAUCUCAUAAGAGAGCUCUGACGGAUGUCACAGCUGAUUUUGGGGCCGAUGGACUCAAGACUCGGAGGGAUGAGGGGAGGCGAAGAAUACCAAGUAUCUCUCCCGUGGACAUGGAGAAAGAAAACAUCACUGUGCAUUUCAAGACAGCAGACACGCAGGGGGACAUGGACUUCACCUCAUGUUUGACCACACAGGUGGAGCGGCAGGACAAAGAGGGGGUGGUAUCUCAGGAACACCCCACCACCAGUGUCUGUCUUGAGAAGACCCAGAUUUUUGGGGCCGCAGGCGAUGUUGGCAAUAUGGAGUUUACAGCUUGCCUUGAAACUAUUGAAACAGCAAAUAAUGUGAGACAGAAUGUUACCACUCAUAUUGAUGACACUGUAUCGUUUAAGCAGAAAGUACCUCUGCCUGAUGGAACAGGGAAGGCUGAAGGUAGGGUGGCUGUCUCGAGUUCCACCUGUCAAGAUGUGACGAGAGUUUUUGGUAAGGAAGACAUGACCGCAGCCAUGGAGUUGACAGGAUGCCAUGGAGUGCUGAGUGUCAAGCAACAGAACCCUGAUAUUACAUGUUCAGAGAAGACCAGGGUUUUCAACACCGAAGAUGUGACUGCAGCCAUGGAGUUGACAGGAUGCCAUGGAGUGCUGAGUGUCAAGCAACAGCAACAGCCUGACAUUACAUGUUCCGAGAAGACCAGGGUUUUCAACACCGAAGAUGUGACUGCAGCCAUGGAGUUGACAGGAUGCCAUGGAGUGCUGAGUGUCAAGCAACAGAACCCUGAUAUUACAUGUUCCGAGAAGACCAGGGUUUUCAACACCGAAGAUGUGACCGCAGCCAUGGAGUUGACAGGAUGCCAUGGAGUGCUGAGUGUCAAGCAACAGAACCCUGAUAUUACAUGUUCCGAGAAGACCAGGGUUUUCAACACUGAAGAUGUGACCGCAGCCAUGGAGUUGACUGAGUGUGUCAGUGCUAAGGUAAAGAGGGAAUCGUCAGAAGGUAAAACCGAUGAUAAGACUAUUCACUUUGAGCGACGAGGAGGAUCUAUGGAACUUACAUCAUGCCAGCCAGGAGUAAUGUCGGCAACCCAGGGUGAUGUUCAGUCUGACACAACCAGAAUGUUUGGUGCCACGGAUGUGACAGCAGCCAUGGAGAUGACAGAGUGUGUCAGUGCAGUCUCCACAGCAACAGCAGCAGCAACAGAUCAAGAUGAUGUUCAAGAAUCUAAGGAUAAAGAUAGUACCAAGGCGGAAGUGACUGAAGAUGGCAGGGAGGCUAGGAGAGGUGAGAGUGGCCGUUCUUUGCCAGGAGAAUCGAUGCCAGCUGACAAGAGCCUGCAGCAGAGGAGGAGUCAGUACAGUGGGAUGGUGAACGCAGCUCCUCCUCAGGUGGAUGGUUUUAGCACACAGAGCCUCAAGCGCAAGCUCUACAGCUUCGACAUGAUGAUGGCUGGAGCGAAGGCCAAGACGGUGAAAGUAGCCAAGUUAAAUAAGGAAGAAAAUUGUGGUGACAAGGCUACAGAAAUAUGUUCAGACAAUAACACAAAGGUUGGACAAAGUCAUGAAAGAGAGCCUCAGAUCCCAUCUACAGACUCAGCACCGUCUUCCACCAAGACAGGAGACAUGUCAGGAAAGGAUAUGCCUAAACCAUCUCCUGUUGGCGCCACAGUGGACCAGGCUGACCUGACUCACACAGCUACUGACAUCCUGAAGCUGGGUGUUCCCGAGGGUGAGUUGAGUGCCCUGGAGAUGCUGAAGAUGGCUGCCCUGGAGGAGGACACAGACAUGCUGGAUGACACCAAGCUGCUGGAGCUCCACAUGAUGGCCAAGAACACUAAACACAAGCCGAAUACUGACUCACUCUCGCAGAAGUUUCAGGCUGAUGAUGGUCAUGUCAGAGCUGAGAAAACAAUCCUGGAAGAAGAAGAAGAAGAUACUAAAUCUCAGACCAUCGACUCGGAGGAACCACCUGCCUUACUUCUUGAUGAAGACAUGAACCUCACACUACAUAAUACAACCACAGGACUGGCGUUGAUCCUGGACAAGAUGAACAAGUCAAGGGGUUUGACACAAGGGACAUCUCCUGUCUCGGGCAAAACUCCAGCAAAAGGGAGGACGACAGUUGCCGUGGGCAAACAUGGCAGUCCCGAGCCGAUCUCCUCUGCUGACAAAAAGAGACCUAAACUUGAAGUGGCGGACCCUACUGAGGUGACACAAGUUGAUUCACAACCUGCAGAUAUUCUUCCGAUUGGUGACAAUGACACAGUUACCUCCCUUGAUUCUGCCAAUUCGGAGAGCAGUGAGGAGCACACUAGGGGGCACCACUCACAGUCUGCCAUAUCUCUGUCCCAGUCGCUGCUGUCAUUCAGUUUGCUGGACAAGAAGUAUGAUGAGAAUGAUGGUCCCUGGGACUUCGGAACAUUCUGUGAGAGGACUGGAAUAUCUCAGUUCAAGCCCAAGUGCAACAGAAGAAGUAGCAUCAAUAUAUUACCGGCGCUAGAAGCAGACAGUUUGCAGGAGGUGCUCCGUCUCCAGACACUGACGGCCACCGAGACACAGGUGAAGGACGACAUGUACGAGAGACUCCAACAGCAGAUAGAAAGGGAUGAAGAAGAGGUGGAAGGACAGCAGCACAUUGUGUCAGAGAAGGAACCGAUGCUCUUCAGUCAGCUGAGAAACUCACAGAUUACAAAGGAAGAGGUCCACUCCUGCUACAAGGCGUGUCAGCGCUGGGCUAAGGCCAAGAUGAAGAGGGAGCGUGUUGCCAUCUCUAAACAGUGUCUGCACAACCUCAAGGACGAGAAGGAGAGACUUUGUAUUGGGGUGAAUGAGGUGGUGACGCAGGCAGAAAGAGUCAUCUCCGACCUAGCAUCUAUAGACAACUUGCUGGCUGACAUUGACAGUCAGCUGGAAGACCUGGGUGAGGAGCCUGCUGUGACAGAGACGGAGGCUGAGGAAGUGGCCCGCCUCAAGGAGCACCUGCUCAUCCAGACUCAAGAGUUGAGGAAGAGUGAAGAGGAGAAGGCGCUAGCAUUAAGGCAGCACAGUGAGUUGAGACAGAGGCAGUCGGACCUGGAGGCGGAAGGCCAGAGACAGGAGCUACAGAUGCUGGAGGGCACACACACUGCCGCCGCUGAUGGAGUGGACGAGUUGGACAGGCUACAGCACAGGCUUGGGGCACUCCACAGGGUGCUGGAGUGGAGGGUAAAGGAGCGGAGUCCUGCCCGAGAUGUAUUCCUGUUCCUGUACGGCGGAGUGGAGAUGUCUGUCACGUACGACGUGGUGCAACACAAGACAGUAGACUCUGUGGUCCUCACAACGCAUCUAGCAGAUUCCUCUUCACCGUGGUCGCACCUAGCCGGUCGUCUGAUUGUGGACGGUGUGGACUGUGCAAGACUGAGGGACAGCUACUCCAGCAGGGAUAAGCUACCACAGAUGCUGAAUGAGAUCUCUAGGUUGACAGCAGGGGCUCGAAAUCUCGCAACCCAGAUCAGUGAUGCUGACCUCAGGCACAAAGUGGCCAUUAAUGAUUACUGUGUGAGUGUCUCGUUCCUGAACACACGGCGGGUACGGAAGGUGGUGAUCACCUUCCUGUUGGAGCCUAGCACCUCCUCCUGUAAACCAGUGGACUGUUCUGUGGAUGUUGUCAUAGGAACGAUAACAAAAGAGACGAUUGCAGAUGUGAUAAAAGAGACGAUAGGCGGACCAGAGUUCCUCACGAAGAGCAUUAGCCGAGUGCAGACAUUACUGGACAGCUGAACACACCUUGUACACGUGUUGUUACCCAUGAUUGUGCUCAGGCUAGGGACUUGUAGGGGCCUUAGCAAUAUGGAAUAAUCUUCUAAGAUUAUGUUAACUUAUAUGUCAUUGCUGUGAAUAGAAUUUAAUGUAGAUAAUUUUAUUUCUCAAAACAUGUAAACUAGAAAACAUGAUUUACGUAAUGAAACAUGAUUAUUAUUUUGACAAAAAAUGUAAAUUUAUAAAGUGUCAACGUAUUUAGGUCAUGAUAUAUUCACAAUUUUAAUUAGGGCUGUAAUGAUAUACUGCUGUUUUAGUUUACCAUUAUACAAGUAUCAUGAGGUCAUGUAUCAAUACAAUACAUGUACAACACAACAACACAAUACAAUACAAUACAUUUAUAUACUGUUAUGAGGUGAUUCCCAAAUUGAAAUGCAAAGGUGUAAUCCAGGAAUAGGUUCGUACAGAAUUAAAUUGUGAGGUCAGUAAAUGACCACAUAAGAUCAAUGAAUAAUCAAUAAAUUAGUUUUAAAUACAGUUUUAGGAUACAAUCAAAAAGGCAUGACAAUGGGUCAAAUAAGUGCCAGGUGCAAUAAGUAACAGACCCUAGAAAUUAUUAGUGCAGAAUGUCCAGAAUAGUGUCACUGUGGAAUGUCUUGAAACAGGCCGGGCUCAGGUCUUGAAUCCAGAAUAGUGUUGGAAGCUGGCAGGAAUUCAGUGUUUCCAGAUCACCUUGGCAAGGAAGUCAGAAACAAGUUCAAAUCUCCCUCUUGGCACUCUUAUGUAUGUCUUUUGGAAACGGUAUACCAUAUAUACACAUACAGUAUGUCCAAGUGUUCUCAAGCCACUUUAAUUAAUUCAAAUGUACAAAGCAUGUUUUGGUUGGGCCUCCACUGAUUUUAGAUGGUGAUGGUGAUGGUAUACUGCACCAUGGUAACAGGACAAGUGCAGAGUGUUUAUGGAUCAUUGCAUCCUUACCAUUAAGAUAUAUAUUGUAUCUAGACAGUGUAUCAUUACAGCCCUAAUUUGAUGACUUUGGACAUGAUCAAAGAGGAUUUAUCUGUCAAUGAACAGGUGUAUCUUAAUGAAGGGCAUCAGAUGUCUAAGACUAGAAAUUAAUUGUUGUAUUUAUUAUGCCUUACUAAAAUAUCACAUGCAAAUAACAGGCAAUCCACAUGUGUACAGAAUGUCCCAGCUGUUAGUGCUUGUAUACCCAUGCCAGGAAUAAAUUCACUGUCAUUCA